CGUCUUUGCUAUCAAUACUCUACCUUCGAAACCCUUCCCAAUUCCUCCACCGCAUCUACCACACGGCCCCCGCCAAUUCGAACUGUGGGUGCCCUUGGUCCCACCACACCAAGAGCAAGAGCCCUUUCCCCGAUACCACACGCUUGAUCACAGCACAAGAUGGCGGACUUUGAGGCACUGAAGGACCAGUGGAGCGACGUUGAGGACAGAGAUGGCAUCCGCCUCAGCUGGAACACCUUCCCCAGCUCGCGCAUGGAAGCUUCGCGCCUAGUUGUUCCUAUCGGCGCUCUAUACACGCCAUUGAAAGAGAAGACAGAUACUCCAUUGCUUCAAUAUGCGCCGGUCGCUUGCAGACCGCCAUGCCGGGCUGUCCUCAACCCUUUCUGCCAAGUCGAUAUGCGCGCACGAGUAUGGAUAUGCCCCUUCUGUCUCCAGCGAAACAACCUCCCGCCGCAUUACAAGGACAUCACGCAAGAGCAGAUACCCCCAGAGCUACAUCCGAAUAGCACCACCAUCGAGUACCGGCUCGCCCAGCCUGUGCAGACUCCGCCCAUCUUUAUAUUUGUCGUGGAUACGUGCCAGGAGGAGGAUAGCUUGAAGGCGCUCAAGGACUCGAUCAUCAUGAGCUUGAGCUUGCUCCCGCAAUAUGCCCUGGUUGGCCUGAUUACAUACGGUACUAUGACACAAGUUCAUGAGCUAGGCUACACCGAGUGCGCCAAAUCGUACGUCUUUCGGGGCAAUAAGGACUACUCCUCAAAGCAAGUCCACGAAAUGCUCGGCUUGAGCCAGAUUGCCCCGCGAGCGAAUAUCCCACAGCAGCCCGGACGGCCUCCCGUUGUGCCCCCUGGCGGAGUUGGCGCGCGCUUCAUUCUCCCCGUGUCGCAGUGCGAAUUCCAGUUGACCAACGCCCUCGAGCAACUGCAGAGGGAUCCGUGGCCAGUCGCGAACGAUAAGCGUGCACUGAGGUGCACUGGAGUUGCACUGAGCGUUGCUGCUGGGCUCCUAGAGACAAACUACCUGAACACAGGAGCUCGCAUCAUGCUCUUCAGCGGUGGUCCAGCGACCGAGGGCCCUGGCAUGGUUGUUGGCCCUGAGCUGCGCGAGCCCAUUCGAUCGCAUCACGAUAUCGACCGCGAUAAUAUCAAGUACUACAAGAAGGCAUUGAAGUUCUACGAAGCCCUCGCAAAGCGCGUCUCACAUAACGGCCACAUUGUGGACAUAUUUGCCGGCUGUUUAGAUCAAGUCGGUCUACUUGAGAUGAGGGGUCUUGCGAACAAUACGGGCGGUCAUAUGAUCCUGACCGACAGUUUUACCUCCUCCAUGUACAAGCAGUCGUUCGCACGAGUCUUCAAUAAGGAUGCGGACGACAACCUACUCAUGGGUUUCAACGCCGAACUCAACGUCGUUACUACCAAGGAGCUGAAGGUUACUGGCCUCAUUGGACAUGCUGUCUCAUUGAACAGGAAGUCGGUAUCUGUUGGUGAGACCGAGUGCGGUAUUGGAAACACUUCUGCAUGGAAGAUGUGUGGUAUUGACCCCGAAUCCUCCUACGGUAUCUAUUUCGAGAUCGCCAGUCAAGGCGGGCCCAACCAGAUGCAAUCGGGACCGCAGCAAGGCAUUGUGCAGUUUCUCACACAAUACCAGCACUCUGCUGGCCAGUACCAUCUGAGAGUAACCACUGUUGCGCGGAAUUUAAGCGGUCCAUCCGGCGACCCCGCCAUCGCACAAUCCUUUGACCAGGAAGCCGCAGCUGUACUCAUGUCGAGGAUAGCAGUCUUCAAGGCGGAGGUCGACGAUGGGCCAGAUGUUUUGCGAUGGGUUGACCGCAUGCUCAUCCGGUUGUGCUCGCGCUUUGCCGAGUACAGGAAAGACGACCCAUCAUCGUUCAGGCUCGAGAAGAACUUCACACUAUACCCCCAGUUCAUGUUCCAUCUUCGACGAUCACAGUUCUUACAGGUGUUCAACAACUCACCCGAUGAGACCGCUUUCUACCGACAUAUUUUGAACCACGAAGAUGUUGGCAACUCUCUGAUCAUGAUCCAGCCCACACUUGAUAGCUACGGCUUUGAUCACGAAGGCGGCCAGCCUGUUCUGCUCGACUCGGCUUCCAUCCAGUCUGAGACUGUCCUCCUACUCGACACGUUCUUCCACAUCCUCAUCUUCCACGGCGAGACUAUGGCCGAGUGGCGCAAAGCCGGUUAUCAAGAGCAAGAAGGCUAUGAGAACUUUGCUACACUUCUUGAGGCGCCGAAGGAGGAUGCAAAGGAUCUCAUCCAAGACCGCUUCCCACUCCCUCGCUUCAUUGUCUGCGACGCUGGUGGUUCCCAAGCUCGUUUCCUGCUCUCAAAGCUCAAUCCUUCCACUACCCACACCACAGGCUCUUAUGGUGGUGUUGCACAGACAGCUCAGACUAUUUUCACGGAUGACGUUAGCCUACAGACAUUUAUGGAUCACCUCAUGAAGCUGGCGGUCUCCGGCACGGGCUAGAAAUACAUCGAGUCAGCGAAUACUUUCCACGGUACCAUGGGCACCUGGGGGUUGCAGAUAGGUUACUAGAGUAUGCGAAUGAUCGAUGUGUGGUAGUGUGCUCCAGGGUAAAGGGAUGCAAUGAAAUAUGGAAGAGGAUCAUGGCAUCGACCUCGUUGAAGUAUGGUAGAGUAGCGAGCUAGCACAGGGUUAGACGCGUAGAAAUAAGAUUAGCGUAGUGAUGAGUUCUAUUUGCUUUAUGAAUAGUGCACAAGUUUGCGCUGUUUUAUUCUAGAUCAUACUUUGAUGGCCGAACUACUGCUUCGACAUUUCUACCCCUCCCAAUCGCACGUACUAGGAUGGAGAAAUGGAGAAGAGAAAUUACAUAUACAAUUACCGCAAGUCAGUUAGAGGUCAAGAUUUGUUCACGCGACGAGGGGAACAUGAGAUUUAAAAGUCACUAGAGUAAACAAGUAGUUCUUGAUCCAAAUUUAUGAUUUGGU
Cucurbitaria berberidis CBS 394.84 is the source of this 2969-nucleotide messenger RNA. RefSeq names its product transport protein-like protein sec23. The record is from RefSeq and is a predicted model, not a curated record. Lineage: Eukaryota; Fungi; Ascomycota; Dothideomycetes; Pleosporales; Cucurbitariaceae. Gene Ontology annotation, cellular component: COPII vesicle coat; endoplasmic reticulum exit site. The coding region runs from base 160 to 2487 and encodes 775 amino acids. Gene Ontology annotation, molecular function: GTPase activator activity; zinc ion binding. The transcript is spliced from 8 exons. Gene Ontology annotation, biological process: COPII-coated vesicle budding; COPII-coated vesicle cargo loading; intracellular protein transport.